GCGUUGGCUGGUUUAAUAAACAUUGUUAUGGAUAUUCUACAUUUCUAUGUUACUAUAGUAGUGGAAACAUUACAGUAUAUAAGGCUAGCGUAUCGACAGCAAUAUCACAGUCAACAUCCAGCAACUUCUGCGUAUCGACAGCAAUAUCACAGUCAACAUCCAGCAACUUCUUCAUUAACUCAACAAUUUCAAGAUGUCGUACAGAACUUCUACUGUUGAUUCUGGAUCAGAGAACGACUUUGAAGGAUUCGUAGACAUGAAAAUGAAGCCUUCGACUUCGAAACAAACUAAGACGGCUUACAAAAGAGGAGCUGAAAAAGCGAUUGAUAAGAAAAAUAACAAAAAAAAUAAACAGGCAAAAACAAGUUCAUCUUACAGAGAAAUGUUAGAAGAGAAGUUGCGGGCGGAAGAUUAUGACGAAGAAAUCUUCAACACAAUUACAUUCAGGCAGGGAGAUGGUUUGGCCACCAUAAAAAGCCAGUUCAAUCCGGACGACAAACCGACGGACUAUUGGACUAUUACGCACUACAAGUGUAAAAAUAUAAACAAUGUACCUACGAAAGAGAGGUGGCGUCACUCUGAGGCAACUGUUAAAAUAACUACUUCUGAUAAGUCGAAAGACCAGGCGGUCAAUAACAGUUUGAAUGAGACCAUGCAGGUCAUCUUCGAUGUAAUAUUGAAAGACCCUGAACGUCGAACUAUCAGAAGUAAAUUAGCUGUAUGAUAAUAAUUGGUGUAAUAUAAAAUAAACAAUAUAUAUAUAUAAAAAUAAUUUGUAAUUUAAUAAAUAAAAAAAUAUAUAAAUAUAAAUGAAUUUGUAUUAUAUCAUACUAUUAAGUCCUGUAAAAUCAUGUCAGACAUUGCGUUAAAAUGAAAUUGUAAUAUUUCAUACAAAAAUGAAGUGUCAUCGUUUUGUAGAUGAGAAUAAUAAUUAAAAUCAUAGUUUUGUA
Acyrthosiphon pisum (pea aphid) is the source of this 950-nucleotide messenger RNA. RefSeq lists its product as uncharacterized. The transcript is spliced from 4 exons. The coding region runs from base 194 to 724 and encodes 176 amino acids. The record is from RefSeq and is a predicted model, not a curated record. Lineage: Eukaryota; Metazoa; Arthropoda; Insecta; Hemiptera; Aphididae.